AUGACGACUAAGAGGAAGACGAAGGGCAAGGCCAACAAGCGUGUCAAAUCCACGCACACGCUAGUCUCGGACGUGGAAGACACCAAGUCCUCACAAGCCUCUCAUCAGGACUCCCAACCUGCAUCCUCUCUGGGAAAGAGGAAACGUCCCGCCAUCCCAGACUCUGAUGAUGAGUGGGUCACUGACGAUGAGACCGAAAACGGAAGCCCCGUUCUUUCACAUCCCCCAACUGACUCGGAUUUGAGCGACGACAUGAUGCAGCAUUACAGGCUGUUGCUAUCAGAAUUCAGCGACGAGGUCACUGCAUCCGAAGACCGCAACACAACCUAUGAUGAAGAACUCAAGACAUUGAACCGGCUUUGUCACGAGCUCCCUGACAACCUCGAUGAAGCAAACUACAUCCCGCUCAGUGACAUAUUGGCGAGGUUCGAAUCAAUCAUCCCUAAGGUUGACGCCCACUACGCGAAGCUCGAUGGAACGCAGAUUCGGGGCACGGCGGGUCCGCUCCGCUAUGGAUCGAUUCGCAGGCUGGAAGUAUUUUGUGAACUGGAUAUCAUUUAUGACAUGAUGAAGCUGCACACUGAUGCUCACAUCGUCAAACUGGAGGCGUUACUUGCUCGAAUGCGCGUUGGGGACAAGAAGCUCUCGGAGAUUAAUUGGAAUCGACGUGGAUCCUUGCUGAGAACCACACCUCCCGCAUUCUAUACGACUUAUACGCGAGGUCUAUAUGGUUUUCAAACUCAACAUCAAGGCGAAUAG
This is a messenger RNA of Alternaria ventricosa, 759 nucleotides long. RefSeq lists its product as uncharacterized. Bases 1 to 759 code for a protein of 252 amino acids. The record is from RefSeq and is a predicted model, not a curated record. Lineage: Eukaryota; Fungi; Ascomycota; Dothideomycetes; Pleosporales; Pleosporaceae. The transcript is spliced from 2 exons.